AUGAAGUCGGCCUAUACGUUUGCUUCGACCGCUCAGGCUAGCCAGAAGCUGGCUGGAUGUGCUGCCCGACCAGCGUUCCAGAACAGUGACCGGCCGCCUGAGUAUGCCCAAGACAUUACCGAGGCGACCUCAAUCUUUCUUGAAGAUCCUCAACAGGCAUGGGAAUACGGCAAUCGAUUGCUAAAAUUCCUGAUGGACACGAUCACUGCUUAUAUCAAGAAAGUGAACAGAACGAAGUUCACAGUGAAAGCACAGGUUAUUUGGGAAGAUCUCAUGUGCGAGAUCAAAGUUCGGGCAUACCAGAUCCCGGAGAACCGGGUUGUCUUUGUAUUCCAAAGGCUUGGAGGUGAUAGCUUAGCCUUCAACUCGUUGUUCCAAUGUGUUAAGAAGCUCCUCUUGGAGGGAGAUACUGAGCAGCCAGCCCCCGUGAGCUUGCCUGCACCUUCAGUUUCACAAAAGGACCCUCAAUCCGACCUGCAAUCAGACAUGCAAGCAGACCUACUCACGCCCGUGAUCGAUGCCGCCCACAGAGCCGAGGACACCCAAGCACAGGCAGAGGCUGCAGCUACCAUGGCAGCUGCAACCGACCCCAAGGACACCGGCUCUGUACAGCGGCUCUGCAGAGAUGAUGCGAAAUCGGCCAUCCAGAAGCUCCUCGAGGCAAACUGCUUCGAGGUGUCGUGCCAAGUGGUGCGAUUGCUCGUGAAGCUGGCCAUGUCACCAGGAGCCGAGGCUCUUUUUCAAUGUCAAGGUAUAAUGGAGAAGGUGUGGCACCUGGGUACCAAGAGCAUGUGGAACUUUCAGAGAAAUGGCGAAACAAGGCUCAGGGACCAGCUUAUGCAAGUGAUAGAGCGAAGCUCUGGCAACAAGUUGGGCCGCAAGGGGUCGGCUCUGUCUGAUUGUGCAGAGGUGAAUUCAUAUGUCAACCACACUGGGGUUUUCUAUGAGGAAGCUCCGCACAUCUCAGCAGGUCGGCGGUGA
Messenger RNA from Symbiodinium sp. CCMP2456, 981 nucleotides. The record is from the annotation of a GenBank genome assembly. NCBI's taxonomy places the organism in Eukaryota, Dinophyceae, Suessiales, Symbiodiniaceae.